CCAACGUACGCUGUAAUCUGCGGAGGAGGAAGAACUCAUAUCUUAACACGUUAUCAAAUAUUUCCAAUUUAAAAAUAAUUGAAAAAACUUUUGAUUGAUUUAUGUUUCUCUAUUAUAAACUUGGACACGAACGGACAAGUGGUGGGGUAUCCCCUAGUACGGUAGCGCCCCAGGCAUCAUGAAUACAGCGUAGAACAGAACGGUACCCACUCUUCGAGUGUCAGUCAGCGCGCAAUAUUCAUUUUUAGUAGAAAAUUGAUUCUUGAACUGGAGCACGAUGAUCACAAGAGACACCUGUUGCGCCAUAAACUAAGCCUGUUACCGCGAAACACAAACGCAAUAACGAUUCAUUAUUCGAACAUGCUUACGCGCCAAGUGACAACGUAACAUGUUGACGAUUUAAUAGAUAUACAAAAGUUUUUUGAAGAAAAGUUAUAAAUUCAUUUAUUUCAUUAAUUUUUUUUUUAAAUAGUUCAAAGUGCAUUUUAAAUAGUGAUUACGAAAUUAAAGGAGUUAAAGGGAAUUUAUUUGAUUGCAACAUACAUUUUGUACAUAUAUGCGGAGAGAAGUUGAAGUAUGGUAUCAAGGAAAAAGAAGAACUGAAAUAAUAGUUAAAAGACAAAUAAAAAAAAAACGAAAAUGAUGAAAAUAGUGGGAUUGGAGGACAACCAACGAUUUGCAUUGAUGAAAUUUAGGAAGGCAGUUCAAGAUGUAACACAACCGCAUCAUGACGAUAACUUUCUACUACGUUGGCUUCGAGCAAGAAAAUGGGAUCCAGUUGCUGCGGAGAAGAUGCUGCGUGAUUCUAUGGAGUGGCGAAAACAAUGGGAAGUUGAUAAAUUAACUAAAUGGGAUCCUCCUAAAAUUUUGAAAGAUUAUCUACCUCAUGGUUUAUGUGGUUUCGAUAAAGAUGGGGCACCAGUUAUUGUUGUAUAUUUCGAUGCGCUUGAUCUUUAUGGUAUUUUGCACGUUGUUUCACGUAUGGAUAUGAUAAAAAUGACGAUAAAAUGUCUUGAAGAAUAUUUAAUGUUGUGUAGAGAGCAAAUGUUAAAACACGGUCCUUUGGCUGGUCAGGUAGUUGUAAUAUUUGAUAUGCAGGGAUUCAAUUUAAGACAGUAUCUUUGGAGACCAGCUGGAGAAGUUGUAAUUACCUUAAUCCAAAUGUAUGAGGCUAAUUAUCCGGAGAUUUUGAAAACUUGUUAUAUCAUUAAUGCUCCGAAAGUAUUUGCUUUUGCGUUUUCGGUAGCGAAAAAGUUCAUGAAUGAAUAUACUCUGUCAAAGAUUCAAAUAUUUAAAACAGAUCCUUCUAAAUGGCAAGCAGCAAUAUUUAGUAACAUUUCAAAAGAUCAAGUACCUGCUUUUUUUGGAGGUACUCUUAAGGAUCCUGAUAGCAAUCCAAAACUUGGAACAAAGAUUUGUCUUGGUGGCAAGAUUCCUCAAGAAAUGUAUGUGACUAAUGAUAGUAAAGAGAACUUUACAACAGUCACAAUUAAGAAAGGUGGAAAAUUGGAACUUAAUAUGACAGCACUCGAGAUAGGAUCUUUAUUAAGUUGGGAAUUUCGAACCGAAAAUCAUGAUAUUAAAUUUGGUAUUGUAAAGAAAGAUGAUAAUGGAAUGCAAAAGGAAGUGAUACCUAUGCGACGAGUAGCUGCUCAUCAAUUAGAUGAAAUUGGAAUUCUGACUUGUGAAGUACCUUCUACAUAUUCUAUUGUCUUUGAUAAUACUUAUAGUAUAAUGAGAAAUAAAAAAAUUCAUUAUUCCGUGAAAGUUAUACCACCAUCACAAUCGCAAGAAAUAAUAUCAGCGACUUUAUAAAUAAAAAGUAAUAAUAAAUACAUAAAUAUUUUUUAAUAAAUAUAUUCUAUAGAUUAUUGAUAUUUGAAGAAAAUUAUUUUUUUGUUAUCUUUAUUUUUUCUUCUUUAUUUGUAUUAUAUCUAAUUAUAAUUUAUAUUAAGAAAUAUUAAGAAUUUAAUGGCAUUUUUUAUAGGUUUUAUAGAAAUGAAUUUAAAAAUAAUUUAUUUAACUUUAUAUAUAAAUUUAUGGAUGUUAAAUUUCAUUAUAAAAAUUAUUUUUAUUUUAUCUGUAUUAUAAUUGUAUUAUUAUGUAUAAAAAAAUGUAGAAAAUUUGACUACAAUAUGUAUUAAUAAAAAUUAAUAUUGUAGGAAA
Molecule: messenger RNA, 2166 nt
Organism: Apis cerana (Asiatic honeybee)
Lineage: Eukaryota; Metazoa; Arthropoda; Insecta; Hymenoptera; Apidae
Product: SEC14-like protein 2
Cellular component (GO): cytoplasm
Source: RefSeq, a predicted model, not a curated record